Molecule: messenger RNA, 1863 nt
Organism: Haliotis rufescens (red abalone)
Lineage: Eukaryota; Metazoa; Mollusca; Gastropoda; Lepetellida; Haliotidae
Exons: 2
Coding region: 420-1502 (360 amino acids)
Source: RefSeq, a predicted model, not a curated record
GGCUGGGGACGCUAAUCGGACUGAAUGCCAUAUGUCAAGGUCACUCGGCUACCGUAUGUACUGUUAUAUGCAGGAGACACAAUGGGGGGCAAGCUUCGUCCCAGGGGAUCAGGAGGGGGUCUAGCAGGGGGUGGGGCCUCCACGUCAACCGCCAAGCUUCUAUACUGAUCUAAACAAGGACAUUUCCUGUGAUAACAAACACUGUCAAUUCCGGAGACAUGUCAUGACGUACAUGACGUACAUACAACUGAGGAAUCAAAGAACUGAUAUUUUCACGAACAGUGCAAGACACAAACAUUCACCUCACGUUAUCAAGGAUCGCCCGUUCUGAGAACUGUUGGACGAGGAAGUGGGUGAUCAAUGGCACUGUGAUACUUGUCCAACUCCAUGUUCCUGUGUUUGUGGCAAGGGUGAAGAUCAUGAUACGGCGGUCCAUGACGAAGUCGUCUUGUGCGGCGAUACUGAUCGUGGCGCUACUAGCGUUCCUGCUGGCGUGGUACACAUAUUUAUCUAUUGGGGGAGGGUCUGGGGGAGCGAGAUACUGGGAGCAUCGUCUAAAGCAGGAACAGGAUUACGUAGACUACGUCCAGGACUCACGACUUCAUCAUCCCACGGAAUCAUUUGAAGACUAUAUCAACCCUGUGCAUUUCAAUUAUCAUAACUUUAUAAAAAGGAGGGAUAAAAUUUACUCUGAGAAGAUAUCAAAGAGGAACAAAAAGGGUAAACUAUAUGUAUAUAAUCCACACAGACUCGUUGGCAGGAGCAGUUGUGUUCCAUUCAAGACUAUGAAGAAUGGAACUCGUCUUUGUGUAUACAGCAGACGCCGAGAUCAGUUCAUUUCAUCUCACAUCCGGGACACUGGAUCCUGGGAACCGGAUCUUCUCGCUGCCAUGGCAACGGCUCUGUCAUCCGUUCCCAGAAUGCACGUAGUUGAUAUCGGGUGUAAUGUCGGCAUGUACACGAUGUACGCUGCUCUAAUGGGGAGGAAGGUUGUUGCCGUGGAUCCAAUCAGUUCAAACUUGUUCUUGCUCCAUUCCUCUCUCACGUACGCCGGACUCCGGAACAACGUCCAGCUCCUUCUCAACGCUGUCUCCGACCACGUGGAGCCUGUCAAAGUCCUCGUCAACAAAGACAACGUGGGCGGGUCCAGGAUAGAACCCGUAUCUGAGUCAACACGUAACGACAACGACACCAUUGUUGAUUCGAUAGUGUUGGAUGAUCUGGUGCGUGUUGUGGACUUCAAGAAGGUGUUUAUCAAGAUGGACAUUGAAGGUCACGAGGUGAACGCGUUUCGUCGGGCCUCCCAGUUCUUCCAAACGUUUGACGUCCGUUACAUCAUGAUGGAGUGGAUGUUUCAGCGUCACUCCCCUCACGGGCGCGAGAUCGCCAACUUCCUCACCAGGAACGGCUUUCUGCCCUACACAGACGUCUCUGCUCACGACCUCCUCGAGGUUGAAGAAUAUUUCGCUUGGCCAGAUAAUAUGAUCUGGAUCAAGAGAUGACUAUUGUGAAGUGGGAUCAGCCAUUGGGCUUGUAUGUAUUAGUCGUUAAUAGACAGAGUAUUCUCAGUGACAUGUUGGGUGUUAACUGUACGAAUGUUGUAAUCUCAAUAGUAUUCGUCGGUGUCCUUAAUAACAGGUUUUUUAACUGUCCAUGGCAAUGGUCUGUUCUCAAUGGGUGUUAACCGUGUAAACAUUGUGAUCUAAAGUGUGAGAAAGUGAGUAUUAUUUAACACCGAUUUCAACAGUAUUUCAGUUAUAUCACGGCGUGUCAGCUUAAUGUGGGAGGAAAGCCCGAAGUUAUGCAGAUCUCAGAGUUUACCACUUUAGUGAAACGCACGAGCACGGGUAUAGUGCUGACAAA